Messenger RNA from Lactuca saligna, 1706 nucleotides. The record is from the annotation of a GenBank genome assembly. Lineage: Eukaryota; Viridiplantae; Streptophyta; Magnoliopsida; Asterales; Asteraceae.
AGAAAAUUGUAAAUUACACUACUUUUUUUUGUAUUGAAAAGUUAUACGUGAUGCAUCAACGUUUGUAUCUUAUGCAUCAACGGUUGUACCUUAUGCAUCAAAGUUUGCAGUCUCAACCGGACGUCGACAACUAAAAGCAGGUAGAAAUUUGGCGCAAAAUCCGUACGGUUGUGUGUCACACUCGCAUUGGACAGACCAUCUUCAAUGGUGGUGGACAGCUGAACAAGAACACCUUUCUGGAGUCAUCGCCGAAAAUGGCGUGCCACCUCUCUACUAUUGCCACCGGAAAGUCACCGGUAUUGCUCCUUUCACCGCAUUCUCCCCCAAUCGCCAGGAAAUUGCCAGCAAAUACAAGGUUCAAAUGUUGUAUCAAAUCACCAGUAACAAUAUCAAUCAAGGAUGCAACUACACAUCUCGUAUCAGCACUUGCUUCUUCCUUACUACUUCUAUCCUCAACAAAUCAGGUUUUGGCUACAGAACUUUCACAUAAUAAUUUAUGUCAGAUUUCAAGUACCACUAGCAACAUGCCAACUCUUCCUCUUGAUGAGGGUUCAAAUCUUAUGAUGAUGAGAGGCAUGACAGCAAGAAACUUUGAUCCUGUACGAUACUCGGGAAGAUGGUAUGAAGUUGCUUCACUUAAACGUGGAUUCGCUGGACAAGGUCAAGAAGAUUGCCACUGCACCCAGGGGGUAUAUACGAUUGAUAUGGCAACACCAGCGAUCCAGGUGGACACAUUCUGUGUGCAUGGAGGGCCUGAUGGGUAUAUCACUGGUAUACGGGGUAGGGUUCAGUGUGUUUCAGAUGAAGAUUUUGAGAAAACACAAACAGACCUAGAAAAACAAGAAAUGAUUAAAGAAAAGUGUUACCUCCGGUUUCCCACGUUGCCCUUUAUUCCUAAAGAACCUUAUGAUGUCAUCGAUACAGAUUAUGACAAUUUCGCCCUUGUUUCUGGUGCAAAAGACAAGAGCUUUAUUCAGAUAUACUCAAGGACACCAAAUCCUGGGGAAAAAUUUAUAGAAAAAUACAAGCUUGUGUUGGCGGAUUUUGGGUAUGAUGCAAGCAAAAUUAAGGAUACGCCACAGGAUUGUGAGGUGUCGGAUAGCAAAUUAGCUGCAAUGAUGUCCAUGAAUGGAAUGCAACAAGCUUUAACCAAUCAGUUUCCUGAUCUUGAACUUAAGUCUUCUGUUGAGUUUAAUCCUUUCACAAGUGUAUUUGAUACCUUCAAGAAGCUUGUUCCCCUGUAUUUUAAGUGAUCAAGGGUCUUUUUGGUAUUUCAUUGUGUGGAACUGCUAAAUACACUAGCUUGUGUAUACAACCAUACAAAUUUCGUUCAUGUGCUCUCUUGAAAGUUAUGGAUUCAUUGAAGAGAAUGGACUUGGAUUUUGAUUUUGUUUUAUUUUUAGUUUGAUUUUUGGGUAUAAUAUUUUUGGGUUCCCAUUGAAGAAGAUGAAGGAAAUGAACAUAGGGGCAAAAUAGUCAUUUUACUUAAACUUGAUGGAGCCUCUUCUAAGCCAAGGGUCAUAAGUACAAUGAAAGUGAUGCACUAUAGGGACCAUCCAUGCAAAAAGUAAAACAUCUUGACUGAAUUCCUAACUUUUAAAAAAAGCCAAGCCACAUGGAUGAAAUUUGUAAUUUAGUCAAAUUUUAACCUUUUUCUUCCUAAUUCACAGUUUGUAGAUUUCAAUGGGUUAAAAGUUCAUUAACAA